AUGAAUACAAACGGCAUUCAUAAAGUGCAUGUUCUGUAUGUCGGCGCAUGGACUCUCAAAUCGGUAGAUAAUAGUGUUAUGAUAUGAUGACUAUGAAUAUAGAGAGGUUUGUCAGUGAGGGGAAAGGAAAUGGUUUGCGUGCUCUGCGCGAACUCAAAGCUGGUGAAGCGAUUCAUUCAUGCGAGCCGUAUGCGUUCUGCAUAGCCAAGGAUUUCUUGAAGACUGCCUGCCAUAGUUGUCUGCAGAGAGGUGAAAGUCUGUCGAGAUGUUCUCAAUGUAAGACGGCCCGUUACUGCAGUGUUCAGUGUCAGAAGCAAGCAUGGCCUGAUCACAAGAGGGAAUGCAAAUGCCUCCAGCGUCUCCAGCCAAGGAUCCCCACAGACUCCGUCCGUCUGCUUACGAGGAUCAUCUUCAAACUGCUCGCCCAAUCAGAAAGUGACCAAGAAGAUCUAUACUCGAUAGCCGAACACCAAUCACAUCUAGCAGACAUGAGUGAGGAGAAGAAAGAGGGCCUGAGGCAGCUCUGCACAACGCUGCAGCUUUAUCUUGGUGAGGAGAACCACGAUCUGUCUCAGCUUCCGCCCGGCCUCGACCCCAUCAGCCUCCUCGCCAGAGUGACCUGCAACUGCUUCAGCAUCAGUGAUGGAGAGCUGCAGGACGUGGGGGUGGGACUUUACCCCAGCAUGUCUCUGCUGAACCACGACUGCCAGCCCAACUGUGUCAUGAUCUUUGAGGGCAAGAGACUCACGCUGCGAGCUGUUCGGCUCAUCAGACCCUGUGAGGAGCUAACUAUAAGCUACACUGAUAUCCUUGCGACCAGCAAAGAGAGACGUUCCCAUUUACAGGAGCAGUACCACUUCCUGUGUCAGUGCACGCGCUGUACCACUGAGGACAAGGACUGUGACAUGCUGGCUGGUGAGAAGACUGCGUGGAGGUCCUUAAGAGACGCCAUCCCUCACCUGGAGCAGCUUCAGUCGGAGCAGCGCUGGGAGGAGCUUCUAAAAGAGAGCCAGGCUCUUUUGCACAGAUAUACAGAUGUGGUCCCGGACAGGAACAUCUAUGUGCUCAGGCUGCUGGAUCUGGCUAUGGAUGCUUGCAUUAGUCUGGAUGACUAUGAGACGGCGCUGGAGUACGGCAAUAGAGCUCUGGAACCUUACAAACUGUACUACAGUGAUCCUCAUCCGUCCAGAGCGGUGGAGCUGCUGCGGGUGGGGAAGCUGCAGCACUUCCUGGGCAGACUGGAGGAGGCUCAGGGGAGCUUCACGCAGGCGUAUGACAUCAUGAAGGUGACCCAUGGGACGGAUCACGUCCUGACUAAUGAGGUGAAGAGAAAACUGAGCGAGUGCCAGGCUGAGCUGGGUAAAGUCUAGACUGAUGUGUGCCAUCAUACAGAGACCGAGUACUGCGGUCCCGCCACGGCCCCAAACUCCUCUCAUCCAGUUCUUUGACAUGUUGGCUGUUAGUCAACACGUUU
This is a messenger RNA of Carassius carassius (crucian carp), 1474 nucleotides long. RefSeq names its product SET and MYND domain containing 3 (gene smyd3). The transcript has 12 exons. Gene Ontology annotation, cellular component: nucleus. The record is from RefSeq and is a predicted model, not a curated record. Gene Ontology annotation, molecular function: protein binding. Bases 84 to 1370 code for a protein of 428 amino acids. Lineage: Eukaryota; Metazoa; Chordata; Actinopteri; Cypriniformes; Cyprinidae.